CGAGGGUCUGAAACCGAGCAAAAAGACAAAAAAGCAAACAAAUGGGAAGGGCCUCUCGCCACUCUCUCUCAAUGCCCUAACUGCCCUUUCACAAAGCCUCCCUCGCCACUCUCUCUCUUGAUACCCCGCGUCCUCUCUCACAGACCCACAAGCGAGGAUCCAUUUGCAAGCCUCAUACAAGGAAAGGAUGCCAUACGCAGCUCGCGUAGGAGAAGCUCGCCAACGGCUGAGAUAGGUGGAAGCAAAUGAGCGGCGGGAAUUGAAAUAGACGUAUUUCCCUCUCUCUGAAACCCUCAUUCUCCCCUGGUAGCCCCACCUACGUUUCCCAUUUCUUAUAGAGCAUCUCAUCUCUCUACGAAACCCUCUCUCCUCGCAGCCCAACCCGACGAAACCCUUUCAUCUCUUUCUACGAAACCCAUUCUCACAGCGCAUCUCAUCUCUCUCUACGAAACCCUCUCUCUCCUCGUAGCCCAAUCCCAUUUCUCAGAGAGCAUCCCAUCUCUUUCUACGAAACCCAGCCCAAUCCUACCAAACCCAUUUCUCACAUAGCAUCCCAUCUCUCUCUACGAAAUCCAUUCUCACAGACCAUCCCAUCUCUCUCUACGACUCCUCACAGCCCAACCCAACGAAACCCAUUUCUCACAUACCAUCCCAUCUCUCUACGAAACCCAUUUCACGUAGCAUCCCAUCUCUUCUCUCUCUCCUUGCAGCCCAACCCCUUCAGCCAUUUCUCAUAGAGAAACCAUCUCUCUCUCCUCGCAGCCCAACCCUUCUAAUCGUGGUAGCCAUUCAUUUCUCACACAAAAUCGCAGAAGAAGCAGCAACGCAUAGCCUCUCUUACAAUAUAAACACCCAAAAUCGCAGAAAUAGGACAACCAAUUAAGAUGAAGAAAACUUCACCGAUGACUCGCAAAGCGAGGCCUUUGGAGAAGAAGGAGAAGAAGAAAGCGUCUUUAAAGAGGAAAGUUGAAGAAGUAGGUCAUGCAAAGCCGUAUUCCAUUUUCUCCCAAGAAGACGUUCCCGACUUCCCACGAGGAGGUGCGAGUGUACUGAGUAGGUCUGAGCUUGAAGAAGCUCGAGCCUCAGCUGAUGCUCAGUUUGAAGUAGAGGCUAGGGUUUCAAAGAAGGCAAAGCGCCCGAGGAAGCCAUUUACAUCAGAAGAAGACCUUGGCUCUCUCUUUGGAGAUGGAAGCUCUAGCACAUUGCCUAGAUUUGCUAACAGGAUCACUCCUAAGAAUGUAUCCGUUGGAAUGAAGAUAUGGGGAAUUAUUUCUGAAGUUAACGCAAAAGAUCUCCUAGUUAGUCUUCCAGGGGGUUUGAAAGGGUUUGUUAAAGUAGAGGAAGCAUCUGAUCUCUUCUUAGAGAAAGGAGGAAGCUUGGAGAAGACCCGUGGUUCCUCUAGCAAGGAGAACAAUGUGCUGGAAUGUAAUUUUUAUGUUGGACAAUUAGUCCCUUGCGUAGUUAUCGGAGUUGCACAUGAUGAUAAAAGAGAAGCAAAAGGAAGCAAAAGGAUCUGGCUCUCACUACGUCUUUCAUUGUUGCACAAGGGGCUUGCCUUAGAUUCCAUUCAUGAUGGGAUGGUACUCAUGGCAUGUGUGAGAAGUGUUGAAGAUCAUGGUUAUAUUCUUCAUUUUGGAAUCUCAUGUUUCACUGGAUUUAUGCCAAGAAGCAGCAAAAUUGAUGAUGCUGAUGCCAUGAUGAAUAGAGGUCAUCUACUACAAGGUGUGGUUUCCAGUGUUGAUAGAGUUCGGGGAGUUGUUCACUUGAGUUCUGAUCCUGAUCUAGUAGCCAAUGGCUUGGCUAAAGAUCCUAAAGGAUUAUCAAUUGAUAUGCUUGUCCCUGGGAUGAUGGUUAAUGCUCGUGUCCAAUCGAUGCUUGAGAAUGGCAUCCUGUUAUCCUUUCUUACUUAUUUUACAGGAACUGUUGACAUCUUUAAUAUGCAAAUUCAAUUUCCUAGUGCCACUUGGAAGGAUGACUUUGAUCAUUCUAUGAGGGUAAGAGCUCGGUUACUAUUUAUUGAUCCUACUACAAGAGCUGUUGGUCUUACCUUGAAUCCUCAUCUUAUUCGUAACAAGGCGCCUCCUGUUUAUGUUAAAGCUGGAGAUAUCUUUGAGAGUUCACGGGUAGUUAGAGUUGAUAGAAGAUUUGGACUUCUACUCGAGAUUCCAUCAAGUCCAGAUCCAACACCUGGAUAUGUAAAUAUAUUCGAUGCUUCUGAUAAAGAAGCUCUGAAGCUGGAAAAGAAGUUGAAAGUAGGGAGUAAUGUUCGUGCCCGUGUGCUUGGAAUCAGGCCCUUGGAAGGAUUAGUGAUGUGUACUCUAAAGGCUUCUGCUUUUGAGGGGUCUGUUUUUGCUCAUUCAGAUGUGAAGCCUGGUAUGUUUGUCAAAGGAAAGAUCAUUGCUGUGGAAACAUUUGGUGCAAUCGUGCAAUUCUCUAAUGGUAUCAAGGCACUUUGUCCUCUUCAGCAUAUGUCAGAAUUCGAACUUGUAAAACCUUUUAAGAAAUUCGAGGUUGGAGCAGAGUUAACAUUUCGUGUCUUGGGAUGCAAAUCAAAGAGAAUCACUGUGACACACAAGAAAACCCUUGUGAAGUCAAAGCUUGGCGUUCUUUCCUCAUACGUCAAUGCUGCUGUUGGAUUAAUCACACAUGGUUGGAUUACCAAAAUAGAGAAGCAUGGUUGCUUUGUAAGAUUCUACAAUGGUGUGCAGGGUUUUGCUCAUAGAUCGGAGCUUGCAUUAGAUCUAGGUAGUGAAGUUGAUUCCACGUAUCAUGUUGGGCAAGUAGUCAAAUGUAGAGUAAUAAAUGCCAUUCCUGGUGCGCGGAAGAUCAACCUCAGUUUUGUAUUGUCUCCUAAAAGGGCUUCUGUUACUGACCACGCUAUUAAGUGCGGAAGUAUCAUUUCUGGUGUUGUCGAGCAUGUCACUGCUAAUGCAGUUAUGGUAUAUGUGGGAACAAAUGCUUACAUGAAGGGAAAAAUAAUCACCGAACAUUUGGCAGAUAACCGAGACCAGGCAGAAUUGCUCAAGUCACUAUUGACGCCAGGAUACGAGUUUAAAGAGCUUUUGGUGCUAGAUAUGGAUGGGAACCAUUUGUUUCUUUCUGCAAAAUAUUCUCUUGUUAAAUCUGUCGAGCAGCUCCCUUCGGAUAUCGAUCAAGUUGUCCCUCAAUCGGUGCUACAUGGUUAUGUCUGCAACUUAAUUGAAACUGGUUGCUUUGUCCGCUACCUUGGGCGUUUGACUGGAUUCGCUCCAAAAGGAAAAAUUGUAGAUGAUCGGACCAUUGGCCUUUCUGACGUCUUAUACAUUGGGCAGUCUGUUCGGAGUCAUGUACUUAAUGUUGAUGGGGACACUGGAAGAAUAAGUCUUUCUUUGAAGCAAUCAUCUUGUUUUUCAACCAAUGUUUCCUUAAUACAGGGGUAUUUCGUUAUGGAGGAGCAGAUUGCGAAGUUGCAGUCGAUUCGUUCUAAAGUUUCUGAUUUAAAAUGGAUCUGUAGCUGUAAGAUAAGUAGCUUCAUCAAGGGGGAAAUACAAGAGAUUAAAGAUUAUGGAGUUGUUGUGCGAUUGUUGCAAGCUGAUCCCGCAGUCGGUUUUAUAACACCAUAUCAGCUUGGCGGCACCACAGUGCACACUGGUUCUGUUGUUGAAGCUUUAGUUCUUGACAUUGGCAUGGGAGAGGGCAUAGUAGACCUGUCUUUGAGGGAAGAGUUACUUGUGGGGCACAAAAGGGAGGGAUUGGAAGGGAGCCUUUCUUCGAAGAAGCGCAGAAGAGACGAAUGCUUCAACUUGGAGCUUCAUCAAAAUGUGAAUGCUGUUGUUGAGAUGGUGAAGGAGAACUAUUUGGUGUUGACAUUGCCGGAGCAUGGUCAUGCUAUAGGUUAUUCAUCUACAAGUGAUUACAACACAAAAAAGUUGCCCCAUAAAUUUUUUGUUAAUGGCCAAAGACUUGUUGCUACCAUUGAGGCGCUUCCAGAAGCAUCUGGAGCUGGGAGACUUCUACUUCUUCUCAAAUGUUUAAGUGAGGUAGUUGUCUCUUCUAGUUUGAAAAGAGCCUUGAAGAAGUCAGGUUACAAUGUGGGGUCACUCGUUGAGGCAGAGAUCACGGGCAUUAGGCCUUUGGAAAUGCGACUCAAGUUUGGUAAGGGUCUUCAUGGGAGAAUACAUAUUACGGAGGUCUAUGAUGCUGGUCAUGUGGAGUUGAAGCCAUUUAGCAAUUAUAGAAUUGGGGAGCAUCUAACUGCACGCAUUUUUGAAAAAGCUACCAAAUCUGAUGUUAGUAGCAAACAGCACAUUUGGGAGCUUUCUAUCAAGCCCUCAAUGCUUGCUGGAAGUGCAGAGGUGGCUGAUGGACAUUUGGUGGAAGAUUUUGAUUACUCGCUGGGGGAAAUGAUCACAUGUUAUGUGGUUAAGGUGGACAAUGAAUGGCUCCGCUUAGCUGUAUCUUGUAGUAUUAUGGGGCAUAUGUUUGUGCUGGACACUUCUGCAGAGCCUUCAGAGCUUGAGGAAUUUCCAAAGCGUUUUAGUGUGGGACAAGGUAUUUCUUGCUUUAUUAUUGGUAUUGACAGAGGGAAAAAAGUAUUGCGGCUGUCACUACAUGCAAUAUCAGCUAAGCAUGGCGCUCGACAUGAUGUUGAUGACAUUGUUCAGCCAGAUGAUAUUGGAAGUACUUCGUCUAAUGAGAAAGCUUCGGAGUUUAUACAUGAAGGUGACUUUCUUGGUGGAAGAAUAAGUAAGAUUCUUCCAGGUGUUGGUGGUUUGCAUGUGCAAAUUGGUCCGCAUCUAUAUGGGAAAGUUCAUUAUACAGAAGUGACAGAACAUUUCGUACCUGAACCAUUGUCCCAAUAUCAGGAGGGCCAAUUUGUCAGGUGCAGAGUUUUAAACGUUGAUCGCACUACAAAGGGUAACUUGCAUGUAGAUCUUUCUCUAUGGACGCCUUCUGAAGGCACUCAGUUAGUUUCUUCUGAAGGACAUGAAAGCCUUCAAGAGAAGUUUUCUAAAGUGCGAGUGGAAAAGAUUGCAGACUUGCAUCCCAUGAUGGAUAUAGAGGGUUAUGUCAAGUCCAUUACCUCGAAAGGCUGUUUUGUUAUGCUUUCUCGUCAUUUAGAUGCACGGAUUCUCCUGUCGAAUUUGUCUGACAGAUACAUUGAGGAUCCAGAGAAGGAAUUUCCGGUUGGGAAACUGGUACAUGGAAAGGUCAUUUCUGUGGAGCCUCUGUCAAAGAGAAUUGAUGUUACUCUCAAGUCAAAAAUUGGAACUGGAGUAUCAGAUUCUAGUGUUUUAGACUUCGAAAGUUUGCAUGUUGGGGAUGUCAUAUCCGGCAGGAUUAGGCGUGUUGAGUCAUAUGGUUUAUUUAUAAAUAUUGAUCACACAAACCUAGUUGGCUUAUGCCAUAUUUCAGAGCUUUCUGAUAAUCACGUUGAGCACAUCGAUUCCAAGUAUGCUGUGGGGCAGAGAGUUCAGGCGAAGGUUUUGAAGAUAGACCAAGAAAGAAACCGAGUAUCGCUUGGGCUAAAAGAGUCUUAUCUAGGGGUGAAGACGAAUCAAAUAUUCACUAAUUUUGAGAUGCUUGAAGAAGUUAUCAAUGGCCAUGGAUCAAGUGACGAUCUGGAGACACAUACAGAGACCGAUGGUUUCAAAAACAGUCCUCAAGAUUCUGCACGAGUCAGAUCUUUUGAUAUGAAGAGCGAUUUUCUUAUUCUGACUGAUAUCAAAUCGAGGGAAUCAGUACUUCCCCUUGAGGUUGAUUUUGGUGACACGGAGGAUCGCUACUUCGGAGAUGCAGAAAGUGGUGCAAAAGAAAAUAGCAAGGAAAAAAAGAUUGCUGAUAGUAGCAGCACUGAAAAGAAAAGCAGGCGUGCAAAGAAGAAAGCAAAAGAAGAAAGGGAGAUGGAAAUUAGGGCUGCUGAAGAAAAUCUUCUUGAUGAUUUGUGUCCCAAUUCUGUUGAUGACUUUGAAAAAAUGGUGAGAGGUUCUCCCAAUAGCAGCCUUGUAUGGAUAAAAUACAUGGACUUUAUGCUCUCUCUUGCUGAUGUUGAGAAUGCCAGGUCCAUUGCGGAACGGGCUUUGAACGCAAUUGAUAUCCGAGAGGAGGCUGAAAAGCUGAAUGUCUGGGUUGCAUAUUUCAAUCUGGAGAAUACACAUGGAAAACCGCCUGAGGAGGCUGUCCGUAAGAUCUUCGAGAGAGCUUUGCAGUACUGUGAUCCUGAAAAGCUACAUUUGGCUCUACUAGGAAUGUAUGAAAGGACUGAACAAUAUCAGUUGGCUGAUGAGCUCUUAAACAAGAUGGUUAAAAAGUUCAAAAGUUCCUGUGAGGUUUGGCUGAGGCGUGUAGAGAACCUCUUAAAGCAAGGCAAGGAUGAUGUCCAGGACAUUCUGCGACGUGGGCUUCAAAGCCUUCCACGCCAUCAACACAUUGAAUUCAUCUCAAAGACUGCCCUGCUUGAGUUCAAGUGUGGAGAACCUGAGAGAGGACGAUCCCUCUUUGAAGAGUUAUUGAGAAACCAUCCCAAGCGAACUGACUUGUGGAGUGUAUAUCUUGAUCAGGAGAUUCGCAUUGGUGAUAGUGAAUUAAUCCGUGCAUUAUUUGAGAGAGCAACAUGUUUAACUCUCCCACCCAAAAAGAUGAAGUUCCUGUUCAAGAAGUACCUCACAUAUGAGAAAUCACAUGGUGAUGAAUCUCGAGUUGAAUACGUGAUGAAGAAGGCUAUGGAGUUUGUGAAUAGCACACUUGGGUGAUUUUGUUUUAGUACGCUGGUGCCCAUGACCAUCAGCUGUAAUUGGGUGCCAAAGAGGGAGGUAAAGUCAUAUGAUCCUGAGUGAGAACGGUUUUAAAUUACCUAGAGGUUAAGAGGAUCAGAAAACCAACUGAGCUGGUUGCACUCCUGAGUAAGCUGUACAUAACGAUCAAUUUUGCUCCAUGCUUUUAUUAAUUCCAGUGAAAAUUUUGAUUCAGCUGCUAUGUGUAAUAGUACGAGCAUAAACUGCAAUUUCCUGCUGGUUGCAUAAAACUUACUUCCUAGUUUGCAGAUGGCUUUUAGUAGCUGCCAGCAGUGACGUACUACAUGUGUGAAGCACGGUAUUUGUGAUUCCUUUCUUUAACAUCAUAGUUGCAUUACCUUUACCUAUUUAUAGCA
Amborella trichopoda is the source of this 7129-nucleotide messenger RNA. Lineage: Eukaryota; Viridiplantae; Streptophyta; Magnoliopsida; Amborellales; Amborellaceae. The record is from RefSeq and is a predicted model, not a curated record.